Molecule: messenger RNA, 1438 nt
Organism: Periophthalmus magnuspinnatus
Lineage: Eukaryota; Metazoa; Chordata; Actinopteri; Gobiiformes; Gobiidae
Gene: lpar2a
Product: lysophosphatidic acid receptor 2a
Exons: 5
Coding region: 210-1343 (377 amino acids)
Biological process (GO): G protein-coupled receptor signaling pathway
Cellular component (GO): membrane
Molecular function (GO): melanocortin receptor activity
Source: RefSeq, a predicted model, not a curated record
GCUCAGUGUGAAUCACACGGGCGUCAGCACCAAACCACCGACCGCCAGUGAAAAGCUCCAGGUGAAGCACCUCAGGCUCGUGUUGUGUCGAGCACUGCUCAUUUUCACCGCUGACCGACUGGAUGGAGCAGGACUCCAAAUCCUGUUGGUGUCUGGUUUUCACUGACCUGCUGUCAAAUGUCAACACCCAAUUUCCUUAAGAGUUGAUUAUGUGGCCCACCUGUAACAACAGCCACAACGUGACCUUCUUCUACAACUUGGUGGGGAAAAAGAUCAGCACAGAAUGGACCCCUCGAGACUCAGUGGUCAUUGGACUGGGACUUACAGUUUGUCUCAUAGUCGUCCUGGCAAACCUCAUGGUCAUGAUAGCCAUUUUCAAGAAUCAGCGCUUUCACUUUCCUAUUUACUACCUCCUGAGCAACAUGGCAGCUGCAGACUUGUUUGCUGGUGUGGCUUAUGCCAACCUGAUGCUGAACACUGGACCCUGGACCAGCAAGCUCACCAAAGAGCAGUGGUACAUCCGAGGAGCUUUGAUCGACAUUAGCCUCACUGCCUCUGUAGCAAACCUUUUGGCUGUAGCUGUGGAGCGCCAUCAGACCAUCAUGACCAUGCAGCAGCACAGUAAAAUGACCAAACGCCGCGUGUUGCUGCUUAUCGUGUGUAUCUGGGUGGUGAGCAUCCUCAUGGGUCUUGUCCCGUCCACGUUUUGGAACUGUGAGUGUGACUGGAAUGACUGCUCCACUGUGGCGCCCCUCUACAGUCGCAGGUUCCUUAUUUUCUGGGCAGUUCUGAACCUGCUCACAUUCUUCAUCAUGGUGGCGAUGUACACUCGUAUCUUCUGUUAUGUCAGAUACCAAAGCAGAUACUCAUCUCGGCACACCAGCAGUCAGGCGGUUGACAACCUGAUGAAGACUAUUUUCCUGAUUCUAGGUGCUUUCGUGAUAUGUUGGACUCCUGGACUGGUGACCCUGCUGCUGGAUGGGCUGCUGGGAAAAGCCAGUCACGCCAACGCCUUUGAGAAGUUCUGCCUGGUGAUAGCAGAGUGCAACUCUAUGGUCAAUCCAAUCAUAUAUUCUCUACGGGACGAAGAGAUGAGGAGCACUUUUAAAUCUAUCCUGUGCUGUCUGUGUCGAGGAUGUUCUGGCCAGCAGAGGGCGCCCUUCCCAAUUGAGAUAGACCCACCGUUUCCUGAGGAAACUCUUGGCUGUCUGCACAAGUCAGAAGAAGCUUGCAGUUCACCUCAGAAUACAAAUAACAAGGACUAUUUGACUAUGCCCGAGGCGCCCUGCAGCCUACAAGUUAAGCAAUGCUCUAGUACAUUGUCUGACGUUCACGAAAACUAAUGUAUGUUUCCAUUGUACAAAUACUGAAUAAACAUGUAUGGACUAAGUCAUUACAUUAUAAUGAGUUUUGUAAAACAUUAUUCAUCAAGUGGUGC